UCUGCAGGGCGGAAAAGCGGCCUGGGCACGAGCAGACUGCGACCCAGCCCCACCUCUUCCCGUGCUAGUGUGCGGCCGAGGGCUGGGAGCGGACCCCGCCCCUUCGCGCGGUUCCCGACCCGAGUUCAGAGUUGCCAGCCGCUGCCGAGCCUCGCGGAAUGAUCCUGUUCGGAGGCAUCUGUGCUCAAAAGAAAUCGGAGGGUCUGGUCUGUCCCGGGAUUCUGCCGGCUCGUUCAGUGGGAGAAACAUCCGGCUAACGUAAAAAUCCCGACUUGCCGCUCAAGGCCAAUUUGCUUCAGUUCAGGAGUUACCACCAAGAGGUGUGAUUACAGACGCUGUGAAUCGGAUAUGUUGGACUCGUGAGGCUCCGCACCGGGAAUCUACAGGACCCCGCGCAGCUCCCAACACCACCUGUGGGGUCUCGAGCUGGGUCCUUUAAAAGUUCCCUCCGGAGCAGCGGGGCCGGACCUUCCCUAGGGCGUCCGUCCGGAAACUCAGCCGCGGGCCGAGGGUUCCGGAUGCUGGGAGGCUGCGCGUUGGCCGGGCGAUGCCGCCUGCUAUUCCGCGAGGAGUCGGAGCCCGAGCUCUCCGCUGUGCUCUUAGCUCGGAGGGCUGGGCUCUUAGCUCUAACGAGGGCUGGCGGAACUCUGUCCGCCCCUCGUUAUUGUCUCUGUACUUAGGUGAAGGUGCACCGCCUCUUUCGGCAUCACACCCGGAGAGGAGAUGGGGCCACGCUUUUCAGAACUUGGUAGUCGGAUAGCAAACAUUUCACUGGCGUGGAUGCUCCCUUCACCUGGCCUUUGGAGACUCAGUUGUGUUUUAAUGGCGGCGGCAGCUGCUGGGUGAGCAGCCCGAGACUGUGCAGUACCCCUCGGGGCAGGAGGGGAUCACCCUCCUCCUCCUCCCGCAACACCUCUGCAUUGGUAGCGGUGCUUUUCCCGUGUUACCCCUCCACUCUUGAAGAGAGAAAAAGAUGCCACUGCCAUUUGGAUUAAAACUCAAACGUACCCGGCGCUACACGGUGUCCAGCAAGAGCUGCCUGGUUGCCCGGAUCCAGCUGCUCAAUAACGAGUUUGUGGAGUUCACACUGUCAGUGGAGAGCACUGGUCAGGAGAGCUUGGAGGCCGUGGCCCAGAGGCUGGAGCUGCGGGAGAUCACUUACUUCAGUCUCUGGUACUACAACAAGCAAAAUCAGCGCCGCUGGGUAGAUUUAGAAAAGCCUCUGAAGAAGCAGCUGGAUAAAUAUGCCUUGGAACCCACGGUCUAUUUCGGAGUGGUGUUUUAUGUGCCUUCAGUGUCUCAGCUGCAGCAGGAGAUUACCAGGUAUCAGUAUUAUCUGCAGCUGAAGAAAGAUAUCUUGGAAGGAAACAUUCCUUGUACAUUAGAACAAGCAAUUCAGUUAGCAGGCUUAGCUGUUCAAGCUGAUUUUGGUGACUUUGAUCAGUAUGAAUCCCAGGACUUUCUUCAGAAAUUCGCCUUAUUUCCUGUGGGGUGGUUACAGGAUGAAAAAGUAUUGGAAGAAGCAACCCAAAAAGUGGCCCUGCUGCACCAGAAAUACAGAGGGCUUCCAGCUCCUGAUGCCGAAAUGCUGUUCAUGCAGGAGGUGGAAAGAAUGGAAGGCUACGGGGAGGAGAGCUACCCUGCAAAGGACAGCCAAGGCAGUGACAUAGCUGUUGGCGCAUGUCUUGAAGGCAUCUUCGUGAAACACAAGAAUGGAAGGCCUCCUGUGAUGUUUCGGUGGCACGACAUUGCUAACAUGUCCCACAACAAGUCCUUUUUUGCGUUGGAGCUGACGAGCAAAGAGGAGACCGUCCAGUUUCAGACUGAAGACAUGGAAACAGCGAAGUACGUGUGGAGACUGUGUGUCGCGAGGCACAGGUUUUACAGACUGAACCAGUGCAGCCUGCAAACUCAGACCGUCACAGUGAACCUGAUCAGGAGGAGGUCUUCUUCAAGGAUGUCUCUGCCUCAGCCUCAGCCUCAGCCUCAGCCCUGUGGGAUGCCCGCGCCGCCCCAGCUGCAUUACAACGGGCAUUACUCAGAACCGUACGCCGCUUCUCAAGAUAACCUCUUUGUGACCAACCAGAACGGUUACUAUUGUCACUCUCAGACAAGCCUGGACCGAGCCCAGAUGGACCUCAGCGGCCGCAUCCGGAAUGGCAGCGUCUACAGCGCACACAGCACGAACUCCCUGAACAGCCCGCAGCCCUACCUGCAGCCCUCGCCCAUGUCCUCGAACCCCAGCAUCACCGGCAGCGACGUCAUGAGACCCGACUACGUCCCGUCUCAUCGACACAGCGCGCUGAUCCCCCCUUCUUACCGCCCGACCCCCGAUUACGAGACCGUGAUGAAGCAGCUCAACCGGGGGCUGGGGCACGCGGAGAGGCAGAGCCACUCGCUGAGAAACCUCAGCAUCGGCAGCUCCUACGCGUACAGCCGGCCCGACGCUCUGGUCUACAGCCAGCCCGAGAUCCGGGAGCACGCCCACUUCGCCUCGCCCCCGGCGGCCCACUGCCCGUUCAGCCUGAACUACAGUUUCCACAGCCAGUCCCCCUACCCCUACCCCGCGGAGAGGCGGCCCGUGGUGGGUGCCGUGAGCGUGCCCGAGCUGACCAACGUGCAGCUCCAGGCCCAGGACUACCCGGCCCCAAACAUCAUGAGGACCCAGGUGUACCGCCCGCCCCCGCCCUACCCGCCCCCGAGGCCCGCCAACAGCACCCCGGACCUGUCCCGCCACCUCUACAUCAGCAGCAGCAACCCCGAUCUCAUCACCCGGCGCGUCCACCACUCGGUGCAGACCUUCCAGGAGGACAGCCUGCCGGUGGCUCACUCCCUGCAGGAGGUCAGCGAGCCCCUCACCGCGGCCCGGCACGCGCACCUGCAGAAGAGGAACAGCAUCGAGAUCGCGGGGCUGACUCACAGCUUCGAGGGCAUGAGGCUCAAGGAGAGGACCAUGUCGGCCUCGGCCGCGGACGUGGCCCCACGGGCUAGCUCCGCAGGCUCCCAGCCAAACGUUUUCCCCGAAAGAACAAAACGGGGAGAGACGGCCGGGCAGGAAGGCCUGAGAUACGGCCACAACAAGUCCCUUUCGGAUGCCACCAUGCUGAUACACAGCAGUGAGGAGGAGGAGGAGGACUUCGAGGAGGAGCACAGAGCGCCGGCUGUGCUCUCCCCACGGGCACGGGAGCCCCGGGGCAGUUACUCCCAAGAGCCGCAGGCGGGCUACUCCUGCGCCUCCGUCACUCCGGGCGUCGGCCCUCUGCACAUUCUCGAGCCCAAGUCCCAGGUCACAGAGGCCGAGAGGAGGGCGAGGGAGGGCAGCCCCGUGCGCCUGCUGGCGGAGGCCCAGCGGCCCCGGAGAGAUGGGCUGCUCACCCCCUCCAUGUCCGAGUCUGACCUCACCACGUCGGGGAGGUACCGGGCCAGGAGGGAUUCUCUGAAGAAGAGGCCUGUGUCCGACCUCCUCUCCGGAAAGAAGACCAUCGUGGAAGGACUUCCGCCGUUAGGGGGAAUGAAAAAGAGCCGAGUAGAUGCAAAAAAAAUGGGUCCUCUCAAACUGGCCGCCCUGAACGGCCUCUCCCUGUCUCGCCUGCCUCUGCCUGAUGAAGGGAAGGAAGUGUGUGCCAGAGCCACCAAUGACGAGAGGUGUAAAAUUCUGGAGCAGCGGUUGGAGCAGGGAAUGGUAUUCACCGAGUACGAGAGAAUUCUUAAAAAACGGCUGGUGAACGGCGAGUGCUCAACGGCACGGCUCCCCGAAAACGCAGAAAGAAACCGAUUCCAAGAUGUGCUUCCCUAUGACGACGCCAGAGUGGAGCUGGUCCCAACCAAAGAAAACAACACUGGUUACAUCAACGCCUCCCAUAUUAAGGUCUCUGUCAGUGGCAUUGAAUGGGACUAUAUCGCCACACAGGGGCCCUUACAGAACACCUGCCAGGACUUUUGGCAGAUGGUGUGGGAACAGGGAAUUGCCAUCAUAGCCAUGGUGACAGCAGAAGAGGAGGGAGGAAGGGAGAAGAGCUUCAGGUACUGGCCACGGCUGGGUUCCAGGCACAACACUGUCACCUACGGAAGGUUUAAGAUCACCACCCGGUUCCGCACCGACUCCGGCUGCUAUGCCACCACAGGCUUGAAGAUGAAGCACCUGCUCACGGGGCAGGAGAGGACAGUCUGGCAUCUCCAGUACACAGACUGGCCGGAGCACGGCUGCCCGGGGGACCUCAAGGGCUUUUUAUCGUACCUUGAAGAGAUCCAGUCUGUGCGACGCCACACCAACAGCACCAGUGAGCCCAGAAGCCCCAACCCCCCGCUGCUGGUGCACUGCAGUGCGGGCGUGGGCCGCACUGGGGUCAUCAUUCUGUCGGAGAUCAUGAUCGCCUGCCUGGAGCACAAUGAGGUGCUAGACAUCCCAAGGGUGCUGGACAUGCUGAGGCAGCAGAGGAUGAUGCUGGUGCAGACCCUCGUCCAGUACACGUUCGUGUACAGAGUUCUCAUCCAGUUUCUGAAAAGCUCCAGGCUCAUAUGAGCUCCCACAGCUUCCGAAGGGGACCCAACCGUGUGAAGCGUUUACAGUAGGAAGAGGGUGUAGUGCUCAACUCACACUUCCCCCUUGACACGCCCGCACAGAGCUCUGCGUGGGGAACAGGCGCAGUGUGGACGGAGUGCACUGAGGAGUGUGCGGAGUGUGGGCCACGGGGACAUUCCCCCGGGAAGAUGCGGGAGCAGGCGGCCUGGCGUCCAGGGCCCGGCCGGCCCCGCUCUGUCCUGCGGCGGCACUUGCACACCUCUUGGAGGCUGUGUUUUCUGGACGAUUCGGUGUUUUACCGGAGCCGUGCUGGCAACUCGGGCAAUCAUUAACACACGUAGCUCUCUCUCUCGAAGUUUUUGCUAAGGGAUUUUUAUUUUAUGGCUAAACUAUGUGGGGUUUUCUUGUUGAGAAACUGAACUUUCCGUGAGGAUAAUCCACCAACAUAGUGGUUCCUUUGUAACUUUGUAUUUAAAACCAUGUUAUUAUCUUUUGAUAUUUUUUAAAAACCUUGGGUACUUAACAAUUUAGUUAUCAAAUCCAAACUACAAGAGUCUAAAAGUGUUAUUUUGAAACAUUUAGAAAGCAUUUUUAUAUUCAGAAAAUUUUUUAUCCUAAAAAUUCUAUAUAUUUGUACCUUCUGUAUUUUCCAAACAAGAGUUCAACUCACUAAGGUACGGAAGUAAGUCAGUUAAGGGCAAGCUGGGAAUGAAGGCACAUUAUUUAAAAAUGGGACAGAAUCAUCAGAUUUCCUUUUUUUCAGUGUUAUUCAUGAACCUCAAUGAGUUUGAUUUUAUUGGUUGAAAAUGAGAUGAAAAACAAUUGCAUAGGAUGGAUUUAAGCACUUAAAAAAAAAAACCAGUAAGCUGAGUUUUAAUGUACGUGUUGCUUCACAGAUGAAACAGUAACAGUAACAGAAGGGGAACUUUGGACGAGGUCGGGAGUAAGAGCGUGUAGGGUGGCCAGACGGAAGUGCGUGCGGGGGCGUGCAGGGUGUCAGUGCAGGGCGGCUUUGUUUUUACAGGGCUCAGUAUUGUCUGUGCUCAGACUGAGAUGUGGGGACAGGGCGUGGGGGGCUGAGAGUGUGGGGCUCCCUGCCCCCCAGAGGUAGGUCUCCCCAGGAAAUUCCAGGCCUGUCACUGUUAGUGACCCACUGUCUCUUUGGGGCUCUUCCACCUCAACCUCUAUUUCUUGACAAAAAAAUCAAGUUUAUAUUAUCAUCGAAUGAAACCUUGAGGAAACUUUAUCAUUUUUGUUGUUGCUGAAGGAAAAGAAGAAUCUCACCCCUUCUCCCCAAACCACAGCCCAGACUUGUGGGGCCCCCAGAGGUUGCUCUGGCACUAGCUCCCCAACGCCUGACUUCACCCUGAGGUCAGUUUUUCAGUUUUAGCAUCUCAGCCUCCCCUCCCCCAUCACGUGGGGCAGAACAAGGCUGAAGGGGGGAGAGUGUCCCCUCCAGCCCAGGCAGCCCAGGCAGCCCGAGCAAAGAUGGCCUUGUCGCAGUGGGAGUCGAGCAGGGAAGGGCUGGCCCAGCGGUCAGCAGGUCAGCAGGUCAGCAGGUCAGCGGAGGAGCCCUCCCGUUCUUCCUUCUGUUGAGGCUGCUUCUGCAGAACACGGAGCUGCCAGAGUGUCGGGUCCAGGGCUCUUCCUCCAAUCACAACAUCCCAGGGCUGUUUCCAGUUCCCGCGGACACCCCCCACGCGGUCCGUGGUGUCGGCUCUGCAACAGGCUUCCUUUGAACCUGCGGGUCUGCCUUGCCCUGAGCACCCCGAAACCAGCUGCUGAAGUGGGGAACGCAGGAAGUAUUAGGGAGAAAGAGUAUUGCAAGUGAGCACAUCUGUCACUUAGGAACACACUGUUGUUGGAAAUCUGAAAUCGUUUUUAAGAGUGCUGUUUGAAGAGCAGUAGACCUCAGUGCAGAUAGUCAGGGUGAGCCCCUCAGAAGGAUGGCGGGAACGUCAUUUCAUGGUACUGGUUCCCAUCUCCACACCGCAUGAAGCACGGGGGUGUUUCUGGUGACUUUCCCCUUCCAUCGUAGGUGUUUUGAGAAUGCUUUUCUGUCAGGCUACAACAGUCAGAGGGCCCGGACAACAAGAAGCCGUUGUGAGACGAAAUCUGCAGCAGCACGUGGUGCGCUCGUGUUGGGCCGCGCAGUUGGGUGAUGAGAAACGCCCAGGGCUGGGUCGCAGUGCGAACGUCCACCUUGGGGUGUUGCGAGGCCGACCCAGCUUCUCAGACCUUGUACUUUUCUCACCCCUUUUAAGUCUUUAAACUUUUAAUUGCCAUUAGCGACUCUCAAAGUGUUUCUGAAUAAAAAUAAAUCAUGUUAGGGAUUUUGAAAUAAUGUGAUUUUCAAGAGCAAACUCUAAAACAUUCAGGUUUCAUAGUUUCACUCUGUUUGAAUUGAGAAUGUUACUUUUUGCCAAACUCAUGCUUCAGCAUCUUAGUGUCUUUUAGUUCCUUGAUAUUAUUAAUUUCAAAUCAAAAUUACCAAAACGUAUGUUUUCACCAAAAGCAGGUUAUAAACCAGUGCUUUCCAGUGGCAAAUUUUGGCAUCUCUGGCGUCUGUUCUCCUGAUGAGUGGGGAUCUUCUGAUGAAAUAGUUCAGUUGGUGCUGGUGAGCACAGAACGUUCAUUUUAGCAUAUCAUUGGAGAUGCUACUUGCAAUCAUUAUCAUUACUUUUUCCUGGAACAUCUACUGUGAAGCAUUGAGAAAGCCCUAGAAUUUAGCCUUUACAGCCUUUUGGCAGAGUUAAAAACAGAAGGUGUACCUGUGCUUCCUUAGAAUCUUCCAGAAAGAGCAAGGUCUAAGGCAGAAACCCAGAGAGGAGUGUUGGGUUGCCAGACUGCGUGGUGACGGCUUGGUGCUGCCAACUUUCCUGGACGCUUUCGUUGUCAGAAGAAAACAGUCACUUCAAAUGGGUUGAUGCGGUAAUGUUCACAACCUUAAGAAAAUUUAAAUAUAUAUGUUAUAUAUAAUAUAAAGCUUUAUAUGUAUGAAAAUAUAGAACUGGAGGUCAGCUGCAACCGAUUAAGUGGAGGUUUAAUUGAGAUUUGCAUGAACAGCUGGAAACAAGAUUUACUGUUUUCUAUAGAUUGUUUUUAAAAUCAGACUAGAAAGCCUUUUUGUAAAGGAACUCUUUAUAAAUUGAAGGAAUGCUUCUCAUCAAGGUUUUAUGUGGAACAAGCUAAAACUAUCUGUUUCCAGUUUGAAGUUUGUUUUAAAAAAAUUCAAAUUGGAGGGGGCUCUUUUUUGAGCUGAGGAAUAGAUGUUUCAAAAUAGUGGAAUUGGUACAUUAGGGUUAUGCUUGGGAAAAUGUCUCUCAAAAGAACAUCAGUUUUUCAGAUUCCUGUAGAUAAGCGUUCUACUUACCCCCGUGUCUACAGUUAGAGAAAAAUGAGGAAAAGUCAGAAAGUCCAGUUGCUUGAAGUUGGUGUGUGUUGGGGGAGGGUGGAUGGAGAGAGAACUCGAGAAAGCACGUGAAGAGGUCAUUGUGUUGUUAAAUUGGCAUUGUUUUCUGUACAUUACUACAGGCAGUUCUGAAAUAAAAACUAUGCUCUCAA
This is a messenger RNA of Artibeus jamaicensis (Jamaican fruit-eating bat), 8086 nucleotides long. RefSeq names its product protein tyrosine phosphatase non-receptor type 21 (gene PTPN21). Gene Ontology annotation, biological process: protein dephosphorylation. Gene Ontology annotation, cellular component: cytoskeleton. The coding region runs from base 974 to 4522 and encodes 1182 amino acids. The record is from RefSeq and is a predicted model, not a curated record. The transcript is spliced from 19 exons. Gene Ontology annotation, molecular function: protein tyrosine phosphatase activity. NCBI's taxonomy places the organism in Eukaryota, Metazoa, Chordata, Mammalia, Chiroptera, Phyllostomidae.